UCUAACAUUUUAGUCCAAAGAUCAAGUAUCUCUCUCUCUCUCUCUAGUCUAGUCCCUCUCAUACAUUCUUUCUUUAAAUUUUUCAUUUCAGUAGUAAUCCCCUACCACAAAAGAAAAAAAAAAUGAAGUUGCUAUCUACAAAAGCCACAUGCAACUCUCAUGGCCAAGAUUCUUCAUAUUUCCUAGGGUGGCAGGAAUAUGAGAAGAACCCUUACGAUGAAGUUCAAAACCCCAAGGGAAUUAUUCAAAUGGGCCUUGCAGAGAAUCAGCUGUCUUUUGAUCUAUUAGAGUCAUGGCUAGCAAAGAAUCCUGAUGUAGCUGGAUUCAAACGUGAUGGAAAAUCAAUAUUUAGAGAGCUUGCUCUCUUCCAAGACUACCAUGGUCUACCUUCUUUCAAGAAAGCAUUGGUAGAUUUCAUGGCUGAAAUUCGAGGAAACAAAGUCACUUUUGAUCCAAACCACAUUGUUCUAACAGCUGGUGCCACUUCUGCAAAUGAGACACUCAUGUUUUGCCUUGCUGAACAAGGAGAAGCUUUUCUCCUUCCCACUCCUUAUUACCCAGGAUUUGAUAGAGACUUAAAAUGGAGAACUGGGGUCGAGAUAGUGCCAAUACAAUGCACAAGCACAAAUAACUUCCAAAUCACAGAAUCGGCUUUGCAACAAGCUUAUGAAGAAGCAAAGAACAAGAACCUUAAAGUCAAAGGUGUCUUAGUCACAAAUCCAUCAAACCCACUAGGCACUACAAUGUCAAAGAGUGAAUUAAACCUUCUCAUUGACUUCAUCAAAGACAACAAAGACAUGCAUUUAAUAAGCGACGAAAUUUACUCAGGGACAGUUUUUACCUCUCCGAGCUUCAUUAGCGUCAUGGAAAUCCUUAAGGAAAGAAAUGAUUUUAAGGAUUUUGACGCUGACAUCUCGGAAAGAGUUCAUGUCGUUUAUAGUCUCUCCAAAGACUUGGGUUUGCCCGGUUUCCGUGUAGGUGCUAUCUAUUCUGAAAACGACAUGGUCGUUGCCGCUGCAACGAAAAUGUCGAGCUUUGGUUUGGUUUCAUCACAAACUCAAUAUCUCCUCUCAUCUAUGCUAGGUGACAAAAAAUUCACAAAAAACUACAUUUUUGAGAAUCAAAAGAGGCUUAAAAAAAGACAAAAAAUGCUUGUUAAUGGAUUACAAAAAGCAGGUAUUAGUUGUCUCGAAACAAAUAAUGCUGGUUUGUUUUGCUGGGUUGAUAUGAGACACCUUCUUAAUUCAAAUACAUUUGAAGCUGAAAUGGAGCUAUGGAAGAAGAUAUUAUUCGAUGUUCGGUUGAACAUUUCACCUGGUGCUUCAUGUCAUUGCACCGAACCUGGGUGGUUUCGUGUUUGUUUUGCUAACAUGUCAGAAGAUACAUUAAACUUAGCUAUGAAAAGGUUAAAGGACUUUGUUGCAAACUCCAUUAAUGGUGAAGGGUGCAGUAAUAAUAAGAAGAAGACUAGAAGUACCCAAGCUUCUAGAAGUUUUACGAAGAAAUCAAUUUCAAAUUGGGUUUUUCGGCUAUCUUCUCGUGAUCAUCGUGAACAAGAAGAACGAUAGCUUGGUUAUGGUGUGAACUAUGAAGCUUGAUAGAGCCUAUGUAUGCAUGCAUGCAUAAUUAUGUAUUACUACUAUUAACUUUGGUUUAUUGUUUUUUACUCCCCGGUCGAAUAUUUUUUGGAGGAGUUAGAAUCCCACUUUUUAUUUUAUUUUAUUUUAUUUGUAAUGGUGAAAUUGUAGAGAUAAGAAAUUAAGAAAAACACACUCUGUCUAUUUGGAUGUGAAGUGUGAGUUGUUGGAUA
Medicago truncatula (barrel medic) is the source of this 1810-nucleotide messenger RNA. RefSeq names its product 1-aminocyclopropane-1-carboxylate synthase 3. Bases 123 to 1568 code for a protein of 481 amino acids. Gene Ontology annotation, molecular function: pyridoxal phosphate binding; 1-aminocyclopropane-1-carboxylate synthase activity; transaminase activity. Gene Ontology annotation, biological process: amino acid metabolic process; biosynthetic process. The record is from RefSeq and is a predicted model, not a curated record. The transcript is spliced from 3 exons. NCBI's taxonomy places the organism in Eukaryota, Viridiplantae, Streptophyta, Magnoliopsida, Fabales, Fabaceae.